AAUUUCCUGAGUCAUUGCCUAGUUCAAAUCUGAAACGAAACAACUCAGAAGCAUCCUCAAUAUAGGCUGUAUUAUAUAUUUUCUUUGAUAUUUAAAGUAUACUCAAAAUGGAGGGUACCGUAUCAAACGUGGAAGUGUGUAACUUUGCUUACACGGGGAAGUUUGAGGAUUUAAAACAGUGUAUCCUGUCAGAUAAAACGCUUGCCUGCAAAACAGACCAGGACCGUAGAACCGCGCUGCAUUGGGCUUGUUCAGCUGGUCACACAAAUAUUGCGGAGUUUCUGUUGGACCUGGGAGUGGACGCCAAUCUACAAGAUGAUGCUUCAUGGACCCCCCUUCACAUCGCAGCAUCUGCAGGCAGAGAGCAAAUAGUGAGAUCUCUAAUAUCAAAAGGGGCACAGCUGAAUUCAGUCAAUCAAAACGGAUGCACCCCCCUGCACUAUGCUGCCUCAAAAGACAGAUACGAGAUUGCCCUCCUGUUGCUGGAAAAUGGAGCAAACCCCAACGCCAAAGAUAAGCUGGAGUCCACUCCGCUUCACAGAGCGUCUGCCAAAGGCAACUACCGCCUCAUCCAGCUGCUUCUCAAACAGAGCGCCUCAACCAACAUCCAGGACACACAGGGCAACACACCACUCCACCUGGCGUGUGACGAGGAGCGUGUCGAGGCAGCCAAGUUGCUUGUGGAACAUGGGGCCAGCAUCUACAUUGAGAAUAAGGAGGAAAAGACCCCCCUGCAGAUAGCCAAAGGCGGUCUGGGCACCCUACUUCGUCGAAUUGUGGAGGGCUGAUGCGUUUACUGACCCUCAGGUCAUGUUCCAGCUAGAAUCCACACCAUCUAAGUUACAUCACGAGAACUCUCAUCCCUAUCAAUCCUCCUUGAAUGGCCUGGUGUGACUCAGUCAGAUUGGUGACGAGUGGAAGAUGAAACAGUGUGCGGGAGAAUCGUGGGACUGUUCUGCAUCCUUUUCAGCUCCUCGGAUGGGGUACUGAAGAUGCUCAGACCAUACAGGUCGGACCAAAAAACACUCUACUGCACUAAAGAGCAAUCUGUCUAACACUGCAGCCUGUUUUUCAUGAAGUUUGAAUUGUUGCAAAAAUGACUAAAUAAAAAUCAGUGU
Molecule: messenger RNA, 1118 nt
Organism: Scomber scombrus (Atlantic mackerel)
Lineage: Eukaryota; Metazoa; Chordata; Actinopteri; Scombriformes; Scombridae
Gene: psmd10
Product: proteasome 26S subunit, non-ATPase 10
Exons: 5
Coding region: 108-788 (226 amino acids)
Molecular function (GO): protein binding
Source: RefSeq, a predicted model, not a curated record